Lolium rigidum is the source of this 2353-nucleotide messenger RNA. Its product is annotated as heat shock 70 kDa protein, mitochondrial-like. Gene Ontology annotation, biological process: protein refolding; cellular response to unfolded protein. The record is from RefSeq and is a predicted model, not a curated record. The transcript is spliced from 6 exons. Gene Ontology annotation, cellular component: cytoplasm; mitochondrion. The coding region runs from base 42 to 2105 and encodes 687 amino acids. Lineage: Eukaryota; Viridiplantae; Streptophyta; Magnoliopsida; Poales; Poaceae. Gene Ontology annotation, molecular function: heat shock protein binding; ATP hydrolysis activity; misfolded protein binding.
CCGCCAGGAGCUGAGGAACAAGCAAAGCAAGGCAGUGCGCGAUGCGGCGAUCGGCGAUGGCGCUCCGCUCGACGGCGGACCGGUGCUUCGGCCACCACUCACCGUUGACAAACGUUAUCCAAUCAACGUUCAGUGCAAAUGCUUGCUCAAGAUGGGGAAGUCUUGCAAGAACUUUCAGUGCAAAACCAAUUGGAAAUGAGGUUAUUGGAAUUGAUUUGGGGACAACGAAUUCCUGUGUUUCUGUUAUGGAGGGAAAGAGUGCAAAAGUGAUAGAGAAUUCAGAAGGUACUAGGACGACACCAUCAGUUGUUGCUUUCAGUCAAAAGGGGGAGCGGCUUGUUGGAACUCCGGCCAAGCGUCAAUCAGUGACAAACCCACAGAAUACCUUCUUUGGUACGAAGCGUAUGAUAGGACGGCGCUUUGAUGACCCGCAGACGCAGAAGGAGAUGAAAAUGGUACCAUAUAAAAUUGUGAAGGCUCCCAAUGGUGACGCUUGGGUUGAAACAACAGAUGGAAAGCAGUUCUCACCGAGCCAAGUUGGUGCAUUUGUAUUGACCAAGAUGAAGGAGACUGCUGAAGCUUAUCUUGGCAAAUCUGUUUCCAAGGCUGUGAUCACAGUUCCAGCUUACUUCAAUGAUGCUCAGCGUCAGGCAACCAAGGAUGCUGGUCGAAUUGCUGGACUUGAUGUCCAAAGGAUCAUCAACGAACCAACUGCUGCUGCUCUUUCGUAUGGAACAAACAACAAGGAAGGUUUGAUAGCUGUAUUUGACCUUGGAGGUGGUACGUUUGAUGUCUCCGUUCUUGAAAUCUCAAAUGGAGUAUUUGAGGUAAAAGCAACAAAUGGUGAUACUUUUCUGGGUGGAGAAGACUUUGAUAAUACUCUGUUGGAGUACUUAGUCAGUGAAUUCAAAAGAACUGAUGAUAUUGAUCUGUCAAAGGACAGACUAGCUCUGCAAAGGUUGCGUGAAGCAGCCGAGAAGGCAAAAAUUGAACUCUCAUCAACUGCACAGACUGAUAUUAACCUUCCAUUUAUCACAGCUGAUGCCACUGGAGCAAAACAUUUGAAUAUAACAUUGACAAGAUCGAAGUUUGAAAGUUUGGUGAAUGGUCUGAUUACAAGGACUAGAGACCCGUGCAAGAAUUGUUUGAAGGAUGCUGGUAUCACUGCGAAGGAAGUUGAUGAGGUUCUUCUUGUUGGUGGAAUGACAAGGGUUCCCAAAGUGCAGGAAGUGGUUUCAGAAAUCUUCGGCAAGGCCCCUAGCAAAGGAGUCAACCCAGAUGAAGCUGUGGCCAUGGGUGCGGCUCUUCAGGGUGGCAUUCUCCGUGGAGACGUCAAAGAGCUUCUUCUCCUUGAUGUAACCCCACUUUCACUUGGUAUUGAGACUCUUGGCGGUAUCUUCACCAGACUGAUAAGCAGGAACACUACAAUCCCCACAAAGAAAAGCCAGGUGUUCUCAACUGCUGCUGACAACCAGACACAAGUUGGUAUUCGUGUCCUUCAAGGUGAGCGUGAGAUGGCUACAGACAACAAACUUCUUGGCGAGUUUGAUCUUGUCGGCAUCCCACCAGCACCAAGAGGACUUCCACAGAUUGAGGUCACGUUCGACAUUGAUGCCAAUGGUAUCGUGACAGUCUCUGCGAAAGAUAAGGCCACCGCGAAGGAGCAGCAGAUCACCAUCCGGUCCUCUGGUGGGCUUUCUGACUCUGAGAUCGAGAAGAUGGUGCGUGAGGCUGAGUUGCAUGCGCAGAAGGAUCAGGAACGUAAAGCCCUCAUUGACAUCAGAAACACCGCAGACACUACCAUUUAUAGCAUUGAGAAGAGCUUGGGAGAGUACAGGGACAAGAUCCCUGCAGAGGUAGCCACCGAGAUUGAGACGGCGGUUGCUGAUCUCCGCGCGGAGAUGGCAUCUGAUGACGUUGAGAAGAUAAAGAACAAGAUGGAAGCGGCCAACAAGGCCGUCUCGAAGAUUGGGCAGCACAUGUCUGGUGGUGCGUCUGGAGGUGGCGCGGCUGGUGGCUCGCAGGAAGGAGGAUCACAGGAAGGAGGAUCGCAGGGCGGAGGUGACCAGGCUCCAGAGGCUGAGUACGAGGAGGUGAAGAAGUGAAGCUGCACGGGCUGACAGCUGCCUACCGGCUCGCUCUAAAUACAGCAGCUAGUUUUUGAGGAACACUAGGAUCUUUUUUAGCUGUAAUAAAAUUUUGUUCAACUGAGGCAUAUGAAACAUGCUAAAAGUUCUUAGCGCACUUGGUAUUUGCAGUAUUGUAUGACUUGGUUGAACUAGGUUCUACGCUUUGAGGUGCAUCAAGGCAAACCGAUCUUGUGCUUUCUUAUAUAGUCAGUUUUUCUGCUUCA